GUUGUUGAUUGUUAUUUUCGCAGGAUUGGUUCAUUAUUCAUGUUGAUUGUUGGGGACCUUUCUUUCGAAAUAUUUCAAUAUAAUUCGUGCGUAAAACGCGCUGUCCACCUGCAAAACAAGAAAACAGCUCAAUCUGCACCGAAGAACGAACGCAUUUCCAAGAGCUUCACUGCAACAAGAAAUAUUUUCCAAAGCACGACGACGUAAAUAGAGGGUAGUUUCACAGAAUCAGUGGUAGUAUUCAAAGGGAAGUGAAGAUGAACCACGCCGAGGCACUCGUGUCAACAGAUUGGUUGAACAAGAAACGAAACGAGCCUGAUUUUCAGCAGAAAUAUAGAAUCAUAGAUGCUUCGUGGGAUCUUCCAAGCUCAAAAAGAAACUUCGUCGAGGAGCAUAGGAGCAAGCGCAUACCUGGCGCUAGAUAUUUCAGCCUUGCAGAAUGCAGAGACAAGACACCAAAGCUACCAAUGAUGAUUCCAAAGCCAGAGGAUUUUGCAAAGUAUGUCCAUGACAUUGCAGGUAUUGAAAAUAAUCAUCAUAUCAUAAUUUAUGACAACAGUGAGAGAUUUGGAUUGUUUUCAGCACCAAGAUGCUGGUACCUGUUUCGAGUCAUGGGUCAUAAAUUUGUUCACAUUCUUGAUGGAGGUUUGCCAAAGUGGGUUAAAGAUGGGUUCGAAGUUGCAUCUGGUGACUACUCCAAGAAUGAAGAGCUCCCAGCUGCAUCAGCCACAUAUGAGGCAAAACUGAGGCCAGAACUUGUUCAACACUUUGAUUUCAUCAAAGCAAACAGCCAAAAAGAUGAUUCAGUGCAAGUUGUUGAUGGGCGGCCUGAAGGCAGAUUCAAAGGAGUGGCCCCAGAACCCAAUCCUGCAAUUCCAAGUGGACAUUUUGCAAAGGCUAUCAACGUCCCCUUUUUCCAGCUUUUUAAUCGAGAGGUUAAUGUAAUGAAAAAUCCAUCAGAAAUAGCUGAUGCUUUCAAAGGUAAAGGUAUCGAUAUUGACAAGCAGGUCAUUUGUUCAUGUGGUUCGGGUAUAGCAGCAUCAACUCUGGCAUUUGGGCUGUAUUAUUCAAAGGGCAUUGAAAGCCAGCUUUAUGAUGGCUCAUGGGCUGAGUGGGCGACAACAGUUCCAGACCUCAUAAUCACAGAGAAGUAACAAUUCAGCUAGAACAAUAAGAGCUGUUUUUUAAUUAUAACCUUUGUGUUGAAUUUUGUAUCUUGGUAAAGACUUUCUGAAUUUAGUUAGGAUAUUUAUUCCUGUUUACAAUAAAUUUCACUUUUUAAUAAGGUGUACAAUUAAAUUUUGAACGAAAGCUCAGACGAAAGCUUAA
Rhopilema esculentum is the source of this 1329-nucleotide messenger RNA. Its product is annotated as 3-mercaptopyruvate sulfurtransferase. The record is from RefSeq and is a predicted model, not a curated record. Lineage: Eukaryota; Metazoa; Cnidaria; Scyphozoa; Rhizostomeae; Rhizostomatidae. Gene Ontology annotation, cellular component: mitochondrion. Gene Ontology annotation, molecular function: thiosulfate-cyanide sulfurtransferase activity.